This is a messenger RNA of Choloepus didactylus (southern two-toed sloth), 2917 nucleotides long. It is a transcript of the gene ALG1, whose product is annotated as ALG1 chitobiosyldiphosphodolichol beta-mannosyltransferase. Lineage: Eukaryota; Metazoa; Chordata; Mammalia; Pilosa; Megalonychidae. Bases 39 to 1457 code for a protein of 472 amino acids. The transcript is spliced from 14 exons. The record is from RefSeq and is a predicted model, not a curated record. Gene Ontology annotation, molecular function: mannosyltransferase activity. Gene Ontology annotation, cellular component: endoplasmic reticulum.
CGGAGGCGUGGUCACGUGACUGCCGCCAGCCCGCCAAGAUGGCGGCCUCCGCGGUGGCUCUGCCUGCGCUGCUUCUCCUGCUGCUGCUGCUGCUGCUGCUGGGCGGAUGGAAGCGCUGGCGGCGGAGGCACGCGGCCCGGCACGUGGCCGUCGUGGUGCUGGGAGACGUGGGCCGCAGCCCCCGCAUGCAGUACCACGCGCUGUCGCUGGCCAAGCACGGCUUCUUCGUGACCCUCCUGGGGUUCUACAACUCCAAACCUUAUGAUGAGAUCUUACAGAGCAAUAGAAUUCAGAUUGAGGGGUUGAGAGAACUUCCCAGAUUUGCAGUUGGACCCCGCGUUCUCCAGUACGGAGUCAAAGUUGUCUUUCAGGUAGUGCAGCUGCUGUAUGCUUUGUUGGUAAAGGUGGCGCCAUCAGCCUACAUCUUCCUCCAGAACCCCCCAGGCCUGCCCGCCAUUGCCGUCUGCUGGUGUGUGGGCUGCCUCUGCGGGAGCAAGCUUGUCAUCGACUGGCACAACUAUGGCUACUCCAUUAUGGGCUUGGAGCAUGGCCCCAACCACCUGCUCGUUCAGCUGGCCAAGUGGUACGAGAAGCUCUGGGGGCGCCUGUCGCACCUGAACCUGUGUGUGACCAAUGCCAUGAGGGAGGACUUGGCCGAGAACUGGGGCAUCAAAGCUGUGACCGUCCAUGACAAGCCAGCAUCUUUCUUUAAAGAGACGCCGCUGGACCUGCAGCACCAGCUCUUUGUGAAGCUGGCUCAAACCCACGCUGCCUUCAGGGACAGCGCGGAGCUGGCGGACCCGGGCCUGGAGAGGACCAUCUUCACGGAGCAGGAUCCUUGGAGCGGGGCAGUGGCGCAUCGGCCGGGGCGGCCGGCCCUGCUGGUCAGCAGCACAAGCUGGACAGAGGAUGAAGACUUCUCCAUCUUGCUGGUGGCCUUAGAAAAGUUUGAACAGCUGCCCACGGAUGGAGAAAACCUUCCUUCCCUCGUCUGUGUGAUCACAGGCAAAGGGCCCCUGAAGGACCAUUACAGCCGCCUCAUCAGCCAGCAGUGCUUCCAGCGUGUCCGAGUGUGCAUGCCGUGGCUGGAGGCCGAGGACUACCCUUUGCUUCUAGGGUCGGCGGACCUGGGCGUCUGCCUGCACAAGUCCUCCAGCGGCCUGGACCUGCCCAUGAAGGUGGUGGACAUGUUCGGGUGCUGCUUGCCCGUGUGCGCCGUCCACUUCAAGUGUUUACAUGAGCUGGUGAAGCAUGAGGAGAACGGCUUGGUCUUCAAGGAUGGGGAGGAACUAGCCACUCAGCUGAAGAUGCUUUUCUCAAAAUUUCCUGAUCCUGCUGGCAAACUACACCAGUUCCGGAAGAACCUGCAGGAGUCCGAGCAGCUUCGCUGGGACAAGAGCUGGGAGCAGAUUGUGCUCCCCCUGAUUACGGACAGUUGUUCCAGGGGAACUGCUUAGCUUCUACUCCUCUCUAUGCCGCCAUCUUGCCCCUCUGCAGUGUAGUUUUUGAAUCUUCCUGAGUCUCCACGAGAACUGCCAGACCAGGACAACACUUACAACAAAACUAGGUGACAAGGUAUUCCUGUGACACCCAAAUAGAAACAAGUGGGGACGAACCACCAGCAGGUACAACACCAUGGGGUAAAAGUGUCUGUGGCAGACAGGUGAGGGAAGCAACGGGGUGUCCCACAGAGCUGAGGCCAGGAGACCCCAAUGGCCAAGAGCCAGCCACCGGAAAGUGCAGACAGAGGCCAAACUGAGGACGGACAGCAGACAGCACCAGGAGGGCACUCAGCCUUCCUAGCAGCAGCAAGGCCUGAAUCAGAACUGGAAACACUUGGAAAUGUGUGGCUACGUUCGCAUGUGUGGCUACAUUCGCACGAACCGCAAACGUCACUUUGGAAAGGAAGACCAUGCUAGAAGGAACUUAGGAGUGACAAAAACAAACACAUAGACUCUUUAAUAAGAGUCUAGGGGUGAAAAGGAAAACUUUUUAAAAUUGAUAAGAAGUGAAGAGAUAUACAGGAUUUAAGAAAAAAUGACACAGAAUGAAGAUAGGCAAAGAAGACUCAAUAUAGUGGAGAAAACGAUAGCCAAGAACAAAUACUAAAAGUUGUAAUUCAAGAAAACUUUCCGAAAAAAAACAGAAAGAAAGAUUUGAAGUAAACAUUGAGAGAGCACACAUACCGCCCCCGAGAUUACAGACCCAGGACGAUCAACCUGAAGACAUUCUAGGAAAAUUACUGGGCUUCAAAGAAAAGCCAUAUCCUUUGGCCUUCUACAAGAAAAGAGCACAUGACUUAUAAGGAAAAGAAAAUUAGAUUAUCGUAGGCUUUUCCACAGCAACACCUAUUUUUAUGCCAAAGAAAAUGGAAUGACGUAUUUAAGAAACUCAAGGAAAGAAAAUGUGCAUCAGGAUUCUGUAUCCAGCUAACUAACUCCAAGUUUAAAUGGCUCAAGCUAUUACCAGCAUUUAGGAACUCGGGGAAGAUUGACCCCUGGGUCCUUUCUAAAGAAUCUACUAGAAAAGGAACUUGAGACAACUGAAAUGCCUGGAGAGGGCUCGGUGAGCUCUAGGUACACAGUUACCUGCAGAACUGAGACCAAGUGAGACUUCAAAGGGCAAGAUUAUAGCAUCUGGGUUAGGUCGAACAAUGGCCCUCAAAGAUGUCUCUCUGCUAGUUCGCAGAACCUUCAGUUAUGUUACAUGGGAAAAAAAAAAAGAUGUGCUGAAGGUUACAGGUCUUGAAUGGGGAGUUAUCCUUGAUUAUCCAGGUGGGCCCAGCUGAAUCACAGGAGCCUUUAAAAGUAACCGUUCCCUCCCUGGCUAAAGUCUGAGAGACGCAGAGGAGGUGGCAGCAGGAGAGAGCGGGAGUGGGAGGGGAACUCAACCCUGUGGCUGGCUUUGAGGAUGAAGG